GUGACACUGACGGCGAUGUGGACGCUCGCAGGCCCUUUCGACUGCGACGAGCGCGACAUUCCCACCUACACAAAACGGAAACUCCUCAAGAGCGGUGUCAAGUACGUCGUCGGCCGCAAAGAGCUCGACGAUGCCGCGACCUUCGUCAUCAAGCAGAAGAAGAUCUCUCGCCACCACUUCGUCCUCAAUGUUAUAGAUGAACCCAACGCAGAUUCGACCAACCCGAACUACCGACCAAAGCUGACUAUCGUGAACCCGUCCGCGGAGGGUAAGAGGAACGUCGCACGCAGGAUGGACAAGGCGAGCGGUGCUCCCCCUGCAACCCUCAACCCGGACGAGAUCGUAGACGUCGACGAUGGCGAUGUCGUACACGUUAUAUUGAACAUCCGCAUGUCUGCGCAUUGGGUGCCAGUGGCCUGCCUCGCCCCUCCUACUCGGGGCAUCCCACCUCCCGAUCCUUCGACCUACACCUCACUAGGCAUCUGCGUCCGGCCAACAUCCCACCCCGACGUCACCCACCACCUCUCGUCCACCAUAAACCUCUCGCCCGAGCUAGCCCUCUCCCUGCUCUCCCUCACCAACAUUGUCACCCCUGAGUGGCUGGCCGACCUCCUCAAAGCCGGUCGCGCACAGAAGCCGGGCGCGUUCUGCGCGCUCGAGGAGACCUUCCUUCUCCCUCUCGCGGAAAAGUACCGCCCUGUGUUCUCGCAGACCCUCCCGCCCGCGCUCAAGACGUCCAGCAAGUGGGCCCCGAAUGAAGCGCGCGUCGGCAUGUUCAGGGGCUGCCGCUUCAUUUUCGUCGGCGAGAAGGGGCGGGAGGUACAGGAGGCGAUGCGCGAGCUAGUGAAGCGCGGGGAGGGUGAGUAUGAGUGCUUCGCGGUAGAGGCAGGUAGGGCGGGGUUGAGGAAGGUGCUCGCGAAAGGCAGGGCCAAGGGGAGGAUAUUAGUGUUGGUUGGAGAGGAGGACGCGCUUGUGCCUGCUGUCGGCAAGGACGGGUGGCAGGAACUAGUGGACGAGGCGAACAGCUUCGAGAUCAACUUCACCAGCCGCGAGAGGAUUCUCCAAGCCGUCGUCGACGUUGAUACAUCUCUACUCAAUCCCGACACCAUACCCAAUGAAGGUGGAUCGCCACAAGCGAAUCUCUCCCCACUCCCAGAUGUGGUACCGAAUACACACCCAGACGAACCGUCUAUACCUCCCCCGACCAACGAGCGUGUGGUGCAGUCCCAGGAGCCCCAGCCGACGCGGAGCAGACUGCGCCGGCGGGUGGGCUCGCGCGCAUCGUCUCGCGUGCCGUCGCCUCCGCCCGCUGCCCCUGCCCAGCCGGCGCCUGCGGAAGAGGCGCCAUCGACAGAGCAGCCAAAGCGCAAGGGCUUGAUUCGCAGAGCGGGUCGCUCGCGAGCGGCCGCUAUUGACGAUUCCUCUAUGAAUCUCGACAGCGAUGGGACGCCCGCUCCCUCCUCGCAGGUCGCGCAGCCCCCGCCUGAGCCUGCGCGUGCCCCUAGUGUCGGUCCGGAACCCACGCCGGCACGCAGCCGCCUGAAGCGCCGCGCAGGCACGCACGCUGCCACGUCGGACAUCAUAGACCUGACGGCGGACGCUCCCGCGCCCGAGCCGCCGCUGAAGAAAUUCCGCGCACUCUUCGAGCAGAGCGACCCCGACCGCGUCACGCAGUCCGGCAGCCUCCAGACGCAGCUGGACAGUGUGACGGAGAGCGAGUCCAUGCUGACGCAGGUGGCCGGAGGGGCGACGCGGCUUGCGGCUGUGGCGGAAGAGGAGGAGGAGAGUGCGCGUGGGGUCACGCAGGGCGCGGGUCCGAGUGCGGGGACACAGGCCCAGAGCCAAGGCGUGAAGAGGAAGGGCAGGGCAGGGGACGAGGACGUGGAGAUAGAGGAUGAAGCUGCGCCAGCGAGCAAGCGGCGUGCAGUCGAGGGUGCGGACGCGGUGCAGCCGUCACAGACGCAAGCUGCUGCCAAGCCCCCGUCGCGCGCCGCGUCCAAGCCUCCGUCCAAGCCCAAUCAGACCCAGAAGACCGAGAAAGCGUCGGGGGCGGCCCCGGGGAAGCCGGACAUAGAUGAGGCAUUCCUCAAAGCGGUCGCCUCGACGAAGAAGGGCAAGCGCGCGGAGGACACGUUCGACCGCGAGUUCAAUAACCUGCGGAUCUCGAAGCCGGAGCUGGAGCAGGCGCAGGAGCGCGACGCGUGGGCCGUGCUGGACGAAUUCGGGGAUGAUGGGGAUCUGCGGGGCAACUUCAUGGUUAUCGUGGAGAUGGAGGUGCACGAGAAGCCGCAAAGGCCGGCUUUGGUGAGAGGCGACGAAGAGAGGGCAGACUGGGCGGGUAGAGUGGAUUUCAAGAAGUUCAAGAAGAAAUCGAUUGCAGGGAGGAAACCGGCUGUCGAGGUCUAUGCCGAUGACGAGAACGAUUACGACAUAAGCUCGCAACUGUGGAAGGGCUCUCAAGCACGUUCCCAGUUGGCGUCUCAAUCGCAGUCGCAAUCACAGGAGACCCAUAAGCCAGAGUCGACACAGAAUCGGAGGCAGAAGACGCAAACGCAGACGCAAAAGACUCAGAGCGGCAAGGCGAAGGCGAAAGCAAUCGUUCUCGACGACUCCGACGAGGAUGCUAUGCCACCGCCUCCGACCCAGCCCGCCAAGUCUCAAAGGAAAGCCCCAAGCCGUGCCGGCUCCGCUCUACCUCGAGCAAAGACGCAUAAGACCCAGCCACUGUUUAUCGAAUCCGACGAAGAGGAGGCGGGGCCAAUGUCACAGACUAUGGCGGACGAUGACGACUUUGACGCGAUCAAGGACGCCGAUGAAUUGGACAUGGACGAUGAUGUGUCUACGCUGCGUUCAAGCGGGCGAGGGACGCAGAGCCGUGUUACCCGCGGAACGAAGAAGGGUGGCGCAUCGAAGGCUACGGCACCUGUGAUAUUGGACGAUGAUUCCGAUGAUGAGGCUGCAUAUGUGGGCUUUGCAUCGCGGAAGAAUACACGAAGGAGAUAGGUGUUAACGGCUGCUCGUUUGGGUGCGCAAAUGAACCAUGCCGGUGCAUUGAAGGCAUGCAGCGCUGGGGGACGAAGGCUCAGGCCCAGGGCGAAUGUAAUAAACCAUCGUAAUGCUGGCUGUGACAACUUGGAAGGUUCAAUGUAGAGUCGAUGCAGCGUAGAUGGCAUUUGCGUAGCCUCGAUAUAGUACACUAGGCCACUCAUAGAUCUAGCUUUGUCUUUGCCAAGUUUCGCUAUCCACGUGUACUGACACCAUGUCCACAAGUA
Messenger RNA from Fomitopsis serialis, 3272 nucleotides. RefSeq lists its product as uncharacterized. Gene Ontology annotation, molecular function: damaged DNA binding. The record is from RefSeq and is a predicted model, not a curated record. The transcript has 11 exons. Gene Ontology annotation, biological process: mitotic G2 DNA damage checkpoint signaling; double-strand break repair via homologous recombination. Gene Ontology annotation, cellular component: Mre11 complex. The coding region runs from base 16 to 3003 and encodes 995 amino acids. NCBI's taxonomy places the organism in Eukaryota, Fungi, Basidiomycota, Agaricomycetes, Polyporales, Fomitopsidaceae.